Messenger RNA from Scophthalmus maximus (turbot), 4198 nucleotides. It is a transcript of the gene tead3a, whose product is annotated as TEA domain family member 3 a. Gene Ontology annotation, cellular component: transcription regulator complex. The record is from RefSeq and is a predicted model, not a curated record. NCBI's taxonomy places the organism in Eukaryota, Metazoa, Chordata, Actinopteri, Pleuronectiformes, Scophthalmidae. Gene Ontology annotation, biological process: embryonic organ development; regulation of transcription by RNA polymerase II; hippo signaling. The coding region runs from base 1 to 1335 and encodes 444 amino acids. The transcript has 12 exons. Gene Ontology annotation, molecular function: DNA-binding transcription factor activity, RNA polymerase II-specific; RNA polymerase II cis-regulatory region sequence-specific DNA binding.
AUGUAUUGCCCUGUUUUCUCUAGGUGUGUUGUGGCCGGAGCCGUCAUCAUUGCGUCGGAGUGGAGUUGCCGUGGCAGCCCUGACGGGGCGCAGGAGGAGGGCGGCGAUGGAGAGGCACUGGGUGACGGGGCAGACCGUGGAUUGGAUGGCGACCCCGAGGGAGUGUGGAGUCCAGAUAUUGAGCAGAGCUUUCAGGAAGCUCUGGCCAUCUACCCUCCCUGCGGCAGGCGGAAGAUCAUACUCUCAGAUGAGGGGAAGAUGUAUGGUCGAAAUGAGCUGAUAGCUCGCUAUAUAAAGCUACGAACAGGGAAGACACGCACACGCAAACAGGUCUCUAGUCACCUGCAAGUCUUGGCCAAGAGAAAGUCUCGUGAGAUUCAGACUAAGCUCAAGGCCAUGAACUUGGACCAAGUAUCCAAAGACAAGGCACUGCAGACAGUAGCCAACCUCUCAUCAGCUCAGAUUGUGUCUGCGAGUGUAAUGAAACCCCAGACUCCCUUCCCUCCACCAGUCAGAUUUUGGCCCGGCCCUAUGCCAGGACAGCCUGGACAUUCUCAGGACAUCAAGCCCUUUGCACAGCCGCCGUACACGACACUACCAGCCCCUGUCCCCGCUCCCAUCAGUUAUGAGCCCCUGCCACCCCACCGCCCUGCCGCUAUAGCAGCUCCUGUAUGGCAAGACAGAACCAUCGCCUCCGCAAAACUACGGCUUCUGGAGUUCUCCGCUUUUAUGGAGAACCAGAGAGACAGAGAGACGUAUAAACACCUUUUCGUACACAUUGGCCCAUCGAACCCGAGCUACAAUGACCCCGUUUUGGAGUCCAUAGACGUGAGGCAGAUUUACGACAAAUUCUCUGAGAAGAAGGGAGGCCUGAAGGAGCUGUAUGAAAAGGGGCCACACAAUGCGUUCUUCCUCGUCAAGUUCUGGGCGGACCUGAGCAGUGACGUCGAGGAGGGUUCAAGUGCGUUCUAUGGUGUGAGCAGUCAGUACAGUGGAACAGAAAACAUCACCAUCAGUGUCUCAACAAAGGUCUGCUCCUUUGGUAAACAGGUGGUGGAAAAGGUUGAGACGGAAUAUGCCCACAUGGAAGGAGGAAAGUACGUGUUCCGCAUCCACCGUUCGCCCAUGUGUGAAUACAUGAUCAACUUCAUCCACAAGCUCAAACACCUGCCUGAGAAAUACAUGAUGAACAGUGUACUGGAGAACUUCACCAUCCUACAGGUGGUGUCCAACAGAGAAACUCAGGAGACUCUGCUGUGCAUCGCCUUUGUGUUUGAAGUAUCCACUAGUGAACACGGUGCACAGUACCACGUUUAUCGACUGGUUAACGACUAGCAGCACGUUGUGUGCAUGCAGAGACUCUCCACAGACUUGUUACUACAUAGAGUAUAAACACUAUUUCAAGCUCAAACACACAGCAACCCCCACUCCUCUACUCUAAACACAGACCAACAGUCCCACUGUAGUCACACCUGUUGUUUAAUGUGUAUGCAUUUCCAAUCUCUCCUCAACAUCCCAUGACUUAAAGGUCCCAUAUUGUAGCAAGUGACAUUUCCGUGUUAGUUUUUAUUACAACACUGGUUUGGGUCAUGUAUGAAUACUGUGAACAUAUCAAAGCGCACAGUUCCACGGAGAAAAGCACACAGCCUGUAUUUUGACACUGUGCCUUUAACAUAAGCUGUCGGGACAUCUGUAACUUUGUGAUGUCACAAUGACAAAAUCACUUGUCUUCAGCCAUGCCCCCAGCACAGUCCAUUUGGACCAGCCAGAGCAAUUUAGUCUGAUUUUGACUCUUUGUUUAGCUCAUUUCAGGGCUGAUCGUUGCCAUUUGCAAUUACCAGGGAGAUUUAACAAGCUACAGCAGUAGGCUGCAAUCAUCACCUGUCAUUGGCCAACGGUCACCGACCUGUUGUUGCCAGAGCUCCAGAGAGAGAAGUGUAUGGGAAGAGGUGUAGAACCACAUUGACAUGGUUUUUGGUACUCAAAACUACAAAUAUAUCUACUUAUGGAUAAAACAAAGCAAUGGUUUGUAAAGUAAGUGUAAAAUAUGGGACCUUUAAUCACUUUGGGACCUUCAAACACUAAAGUGAAAUGUACUUUUUUGUCAGUGUCAUUCUUUGCCUAAUUAUCAUGAAGUGUUUUGAUGUUAUCCAGUGUAAUUAUUUAGUCACAGAAAUGUCAGUGCACAUCUCCCAAUGUCAGACUCGAAAUAUCAGUUCAUUAGACAUAUUGUUUUGUUUUUUAAAAAGCAAAAUCAAAUUUACCAAUUAACAUGGCACUCAGCAGAGUGUAUUCCUCCGCCAAGGCCAAACCAUCCUACACGUCUGUCCAGCUUAAAAUAUGAUGUUAAAGGGAAAAAAAGGAAGAGGUAUGGUUGCCGGUCCUGCACCAGAAUCUCUUCCGUGGCCCGUCCUUCAUCCCUCCACCAAGUUUUGUGCAAAUUGGUUGCACAAUUGGUUUUGUGGAAUCGUGUUGACAAAUACCCAAACAAAUUUAACAAACCUAGAAUGGCACUCGGUAGAGCACAUAGCUCUGCCUAGGCCCGACAGUCCCCACAUUCAAAUCCACUGGAUCCACAUUUUUAUUUGGAUCCACACAAAAUUGCACAAACUCAUAAGAUUAUAAAUUCCCUAAAUAUGCCAGAUGUUUUUGUUUUUUUCCAUCAAGAUCCUUGAAUUAUUCUCUGGGAAUGUCAUAUCUCAUAUCUGGCAAUACUAAAGAAUGAUAACAAAAUCCUGGAUCCACCCCUUGUGUCGGGAUCUGCGCCAAAAUGAAAUGGGUUCUUUCUCGGCCCAUGUCCCAUCCAUCCAUGUAGUUUUAUGGAAGUCCGUUCUGUCGUUGAUGUUUUUGUUUUUGCUUAAAUUUUACAUGCAUAUACAUUUUUGUCAUAGGUGUGACCAAUGUGAGACGAGUUUGAAUAUUGGUCGACAGACAAAUGAUUUAGCCAGUGUUUAUGUUAACCCUGCCACGAUGACUUUCUCUCCAGUUUAUAUAUUGUCUCUGUACAGUAGGAAUUGAUUGAGCCUAUAACGGUGCAUCUACUUUCACUGCUAAGAGUAGAGUUGUGAUCUCCAGUAUGUUUAAUCAAAAGAUCAUGUGACAAGAGUAUGAGCGUGCCUCUUCUCAGAAUAUAACACACUACUUGUAAAGACGCAAGUCGUAUUUAUAUUUAAAACAAAGUGUCAAAGUGUAAGAGAGAACAGUCAUUUCAGCUGUUUCAAAAGGUUUCCAGUGGUACUCGGCGUGAAGGGAAAGGUUUUGAUCAAAUGUUAGUGGAGGUGUUGAAAAGGUUUUGCUCACUUGUCUUUGGAAACAACAAAAUAGUACACUAACCGUUUCACAUUCAGUUCACGCUGGGGUGUCGGCUGCUCUCUGAAUGAAAGAACUACCCUUCACUGUUCAAGAACACGACAACAGUUUUUUUACUCUCGACUGUGUGGGCUCGCUGCAGUAAUUCUACCUCCACGUGAGUUGGGAUAAGAAUGUGCUUUGGUUCAUAAAGCCUUAACCAGAGGAGCACUGAUGUAUAGGAUGUGUACACUACACUUUGUAAUGGUACUGUUUUAUAAGCCAAAACAUGUUAAAUAGACUUGUUUUUGUAAAGAUGAACUACCGUUUUUUUGUUUUGUUUUUUAUUCUACCAGCACAGUUAGAAGUGUUAAACUAAACAUCUUAAAUGAUGGGUGUGUUUUUUUCUUUUUUUUUUUGAUGAAUGCAAAAUGAUGUCUGGUACAAACCACACUAAGGUCAUCUACAGUGCACUGGGGUAGGUUUUUGCCUGAUAACACUAACAAACUAUCCAGCUUUCACUUUUUUUCUCCUUUUUUUCUGUGUAAUAUUUUAAAUUUUUUUGGUACACAACUACCAGCAAAAAAAACUUUUUGUAGUAAACUGAAGCUUUCCCGCCCUCUCCUGGCAAGAUCCUUUAUAACCACGUGGAAGGUAACAGUGAUUUGUCUUUUUACUUUGUGUCGUGAAGCUAUGAGCCAAGUGGUUCAGUUUUACGUAAGAUCUGUGUCUUGAUAUUUACCGUGUGGUCAGCCAAAAGUGUUUUUAAUGUUUUUGAGUUGUAGUUCUUUCCUGUCUUGUGUAUUUCUGGUUGGCUGUGCCUCAUCACUCCUUUGUUUAAGUCUGCUCAGUGAAUAAAAUCUGUGCCUUUAUGCUGUACCAAUAAAAUCACACGGUGUUUGCAGAAUCA